AUGUCUUAUUAAUUUAAGAAUUCUAAAUGGCAAGCUAGAAAAAAAGAGUUAAAAUCAAGACGCCAAUCAUAAUCAAGAAAAUUUAAUAAUGCUUAAAUUUAAAUUAUUAAUUCAGCAUUUAAUUGUAAAAAUAAUUAUAUUUCAGAUCUCUCAAUUGAAGCGCCACCAUCACUUAAACCAGCUAAGAAAUAUUGUGAUAUAACGGGAUUUGAAGUAAUUAUAAUUAGAUGUUUUAGGCAAAAUAUAAAGAUCCAAUCACUCAAUUAUCAUAUUGCGAUUCAAUAGUUUUCAAUUAUAUAAGAAAUUGUCCUAAGGCAAGUGCAGAGACUUAUUUAAAUAUUAGAGUGUUUACUUAAAAAUUAAUUUCUUGA
This is a messenger RNA of Paramecium primaurelia, 371 nucleotides long. Lineage: Eukaryota; Ciliophora; Oligohymenophorea; Peniculida; Parameciidae. The record is from the annotation of a GenBank genome assembly.